AUGGCGUCCGACUCUGCUUCUUUACACACCAACGCCUCGCAGGAGACCUUGGUCUCCCUAUUACAGCUGGACCCUUCGCCAAUGGACAAUGACUCAACCAAGGAGAAGGAGCUUCCCGAUCUGCCAGAUGAAGCUAUGGAAUCAUCCACGUCCACAAUAGCACCCUCGUCCACACCGACGGGGUCGUCUUCGUCGCUGGGCCUCAGCGGACAUGGCCAUGGACCUAUAUACUACCUCUCGCGCAUCCAGCGCUACUCCAGCUACACCUUCACCCUCUUCGCCGGCCUGCACAUCGCCAACACGUCCGUAAUACCGCUGAUCUACCGCUCCGUCCCCUACUCCGAACCUUACCUCCUCAUGGCGCGCGAGCUCUACCAGACGCGCCUGGGCGAACCGCUCCUCGUCGGCCUGCCCGUGCUCGCACACGUAGCCUCCGGCCUCGCCAUCCGCCUGGUCCGCCGGCGGCAGAACAUCAAACGCUACGGCGGCGGCGCCACGCCCGGCAUGUGGCCGCUGAACCGGUCCAAGAGCGCCGCGUCGACCUCGUCCUCAUCCUCGAUAUCGUCUUUUCGUGCAUGGCCGCCCCUGAGUUACAUCUCGAUCUCGGGAUAUGUCUUCGCCGGCGUGCUCGCCGCGCACGUGGGCAUGAACCGCGUGCUGCCCCUCCUCGUCGACGGCGACAGCAGCAACAUCGGCCUGCAGUACGUGUCGCACGGCUUCGCGCGGGACGCCGUCCAGUCGUGGAUCGCGUACACGAUACUCAUAUCCGCUGGCGUGGGACACAUGGUCUGGGGGUGGGCGUGGUGGAUGGACGUCGCGCCGCCGCGGGACUGGAGGCGGACGACGGUCGACAGGAAGGUCAGGCGGCGGCGGAGGCGCGUGUGGUGGGGGAUCCAGGGCGCGGCCGUCGCGGUGGCCGGGCUGUGGGCCGCUGGUGGAUUGGGCGUCGUGGCGAGAGGGGGUGCUGUCGAGGGCUGGCUUGGGACGGUUUAUGAUGGUAUAUAUAGCUACGCUGGACAGUGA
Molecule: messenger RNA, 1023 nt
Organism: Anthostomella pinea
Lineage: Eukaryota; Fungi; Ascomycota; Sordariomycetes; Xylariales; Xylariaceae
Source: the annotation of a GenBank genome assembly